Molecule: messenger RNA, 2484 nt
Organism: Clupea harengus (Atlantic herring)
Lineage: Eukaryota; Metazoa; Chordata; Actinopteri; Clupeiformes; Clupeidae
Gene: rgs7a
Product: regulator of G protein signaling 7a
Exons: 19
Coding region: 293-1723 (476 amino acids)
Biological process (GO): regulation of G protein-coupled receptor signaling pathway; positive regulation of GTPase activity; G protein-coupled receptor signaling pathway
Cellular component (GO): neuron projection; plasma membrane; cytoplasm
Molecular function (GO): GTPase activator activity
Source: RefSeq, a predicted model, not a curated record
AUGGUUGUUUGGAUUCAUCGCACGUGAUUUGGUCAUAGGUCGAUGCGCGCUCCCGCAGAACAGUGGCCGCUGCGCGUUCUCUCUCAACAGCAUCAUUCUCGCGACGAGAAGAGCUACAGCUAGUGUCAUUCUUCACAUUUCCAAUGAAUUAUCAUCGCAUUCCUAUGUCUGCCAGCUGACAAUCUGUAAAGCAUAUUCUACGCUUGGAAACGGGAUUCGCGUGAUUUGUCAACUGGGUGUGUUUCAGUUUCUGUGAUUUGUUGGACUUGCUGUUGUGCCGUGAUACUGGACCAUGGCACAGACCAACAAUCUGCAGAACACCAAUGGGGAGGCAGAUGACUCACCCAACAUGCUAGUCUACAGGAAGAUGGAGGAUGUGAUCGCCCGCAUGCAGGAGGAGAAGAAUGGAAUACCGAUCCGCACAGUGAAGAGCUUUCUAUCCAAGAUUCCCAGUGUCUUUUCAGGUUCUGAUAUUGUCCAGUGGAUGCUGAAGAACCUGAGCAUCGAGGAUCAAGUUGAAGCUCUGCAUCUGGGCACUCUGAUGGCCGCUCAUGGAUACUUCUUCCCCAUCUCAGAUCACGUGCUCACGCUCAAAGACGACAACACUUUCUACAGAUUUCAGACACCGUAUUUCUGGCCUUCAAAUUGCUGGGAACCAGAGAACACUGACUAUGCUGUUUACCUGUGCAAGAGAACAAUGCAAAAUAAAGCCCGUCUGGAGCUGGCUGAUUAUGAGGCUGAAAGCUUAGCCAGGUUACAGCGAGCCUUUGCCAGGAAAUGGGAGUUUAUUUUUAUGCAAGCUGAAGCACAAGCAAAAGUGGAUAAGAAGAGAGACAAAAUUGAGAGGAAAAUUCUUGACAGUCAAGAACGAGCCUUCUGGGAUGUGCACAGACCAGUGCCUGGGUGUGUGAAUACGACAGAGGUGGACAUAAAGAAAUCCUCCAGAAUGAAGAAUCCCCACAAAACAAGAAAGUCUGUAUAUGGUCUUCAGAAUGACAUCCGCAGCCACAGCCCCACUCACACACCUGCCCCCGAGGCGAAGCAGCCUACCGUGGAGGAACUGCAGGAACAGAUCAAAUUUUGGCAAGCGCAAUUAGACCGGCAUCGAUUGAAGAUGUCCAAAGUGGCAGAGAGUUUACUGUGUUACACAGAGCAGUAUGUUGAGUACGACCCCUUCCUCGCCACGCCUGACCCUUCAAACCCGUGGAACACAGAUGAUGCUACAUUCUGGGAGCAGGAGGCCAGUAAGGAGCCCGGCCAGCAGCGAGUAAAGCGUUGGGGCUUUGGUAUCGAUGAGGUCCUGAAGGACCCUGCUGGACGAGAGCAGUUCCUGAAGUUCCUGGAAUCGGAGUUCAGCUCAGAAAACCUGAGGUUCUGGUUGGCGGUGCAGGAGCUCAAGAGGAGACCCAUUCGGGAGGUGCCUACGAGGGUGCAGGAGAUCUGGCAGGAGUUUCUGGCCUCUGGGGCGCCCAGUGCCAUCAACGUGGAUUCCAAGAGCUACGCCAAGACCACCCAGAAUGUCAAAGACCCUGGCCGCUACGCCUUUGAGGACGCACAGGAGCACAUAUAUAAGCUGAUGAAAAGUGACUCCUACAGCCGCUUCAUCCGAUCCAGUGCCUACCAGGAGCUUCUGCAGGCCAAGAAAAAGUCUGCACUCAUACAGGGACGCAGAACCUCAUUUGAGAAAUUCUCACGAAGUGUGAAAAGUAAGAACUUGUUUUGAGGGAAAUAUGCUUCCAGGGGAAAACUCUCACCUCAAAAAGGUGAACUGCUCUCGUCUGGUCACGCUGAAACCCAGAGACUCUGAUGCCACUGGACAAGGACAGUUUUUUUCUCCAUCACAUCUGGUUGGUCCAUCCCCACAGACGAUGGACGUCCAGCCAGAUGUUGCAUGUCCAAGGGACUGAUUUUCUACAUCCCUUAUUCUGGUUUUGUUUCAGUAAUCAGAAGAACAUUUUUUUUUUGUGUUUGUUUGGACUUCCGGAGACAUUUUGAAACCUGGAUAUAAUGCCCUUUGGAGCAGUCUGAUGUUCAGUCCCUUCCAUGUAUAUCAGAUGGAUUUGACAUCAGCUUCGUCCAUUCUUAACUUUAAAAUAGAGAUGAAAAAAAAAAAGCCAAAAAAAAACAGUCGAGAAAAUCUGCAUAGAUAAACUCUGUGAGAAUCACAAAUAUUAAUGAACAAAAUAGUCACAUUAGAGGAGGUGUUUAAGAGGCACGCUAAAGCUGACACCCGUUUUCAUCCGCAUAACGUUUGUUGCACUACAAAAGAAAACACACACACACACACAACUUAGCACAGUUUCCCAUCGCACUUGUGAAGUCACAUUGAAAAUGUUAUGGAAAUGAUACCACCACCAACAACAGGCCGUGUCUUGUCUUAUGUAGUAGUUAAUUCUUUGUUACUCUCUUCAUUUAUUUUUAUACCAUAUUUAAAGACACUUUUAAUUAAAAUGUAUUAAAGUCAGCCCUUUAUCUGAAAACUAA